UUGUGCUAAAAGGCUUUUAGCCAUCAAGAAGUUAUUAGGCAUUUCUCAGCCGCAAAUUAGGGAUUCUUCAUUAAUACCAACCUCGUCCCCCUACCCCACCCUACCCCACCCCACCCCCCAUUAUGUGAGACGGAGAGCCUGGGAGCCGAUAAAGGGGAUGGGGAGGCGGCAAUGUCUGUCUGCCCAUCGGUGCGAGGAGCAGUGACAGGCGCAAACUUUUCCCCGUGCCAUUAAUGAGCCAAUUAAAGAGUUGGGCUUCUCACCCCGGGAGAGCUCUCUGCAGGCUGCCGGGCUAAGGGACUGAAGGACUGCUGUUGUCUUCACAGAGAGAGGCUCCCGGGAAGUCACCCAGCUUUCUGGGAGGCAGCUCGCGGCCGGGCGUUCUGCCCUCGGAUUGACAGUGGACAACGGGAAGAAACGGGAUUACUAUGACCCUCUUCCGAGGAGCUCUGCUGCCCGCCACGAGUAGGAAAAAAGGCCAGAUAUAUGUCGUUUGGUUGCCUGGUGCCUCAAAUUUCUAGUGGGGUUUUUUUUUGUUGUUUUUUCUUUUUUUUUUUUUUACUCCAGUUGCUUGGAGUGCUGAGCUGCAUUGGAUAAAUGCCUUUGCCAUCCGAUUGACUCUGCUUUUCAGAGAAUAUAUACUUUUUUUUUUUUUUUUUUAAGAACACCUCUCUGCUCUUCAAUACUUGUUUGCAUUUUACACAACAGAACCGUUUCUCAGAGUAGUGGACGCAUUCAGAAUCGCUGCCUGAUGCUCCGGAGAGAUGAAUUGCAGCUGAGUUUCCCUUUCACCUUUGGAUGAAUGCCUGGAGUCUAAAUUGUAGCAAAGAAGGGGAUAAAAAACACAAUGAAAGAGAAGUCCAAAAAUGCUGCCCGGACUAGACGGGAGAAAGAAAACAGUGAAUUUUAUGAACUGGCUAAAUUACUACCCCUGCCCUCCGCUAUCACCUCUCAGCUGGACAAAGCAUCCAUAAUCAGACUCACCACCAGCUAUUUAAAAAUGAGGGUGGUUUUCCCAGAAGGACUCGGAGAAGCCUGGGGCCACUCCAGCCGAACCAGCCCACUGGAUAAUGUUGGACGGGAACUGGGAUCCCAUCUUUUGCAGACGUUGGACGGUUUCAUAUUUGUCGUGGCUCCAGAUGGCAAGAUCAUGUACAUCUCCGAGACUGCCUCGGUGCACCUGGGCUUGUCGCAGGUAGAGCUGACCGGUAAUAGCAUUUACGAGUACAUCCACCCCGCCGACCACGAUGAGAUGACGGCGGUGCUGACGGCCCACCAACCCUACCACUCGCACUUCGUGCAGGAGUACGAGAUCGAGAGGUCCUUUUUCCUGAGGAUGAAGUGCGUCCUGGCCAAGAGGAACGCGGGCCUGACCUGCGGGGGCUACAAGGUCAUUCACUGCAGCGGGUACCUGAAAAUCCGCCAGUACAGCCUGGAUAUGUCCCCCUUCGAUGGCUGCUACCAAAACGUUGGGUUGGUCGCCGUGGGCCACUCUCUGCCGCCCAGCGCCGUGACGGAGAUCAAGCUCCACAGCAAUAUGUUCAUGUUUCGGGCCAGCCUAGACAUGAAGCUCAUAUUCUUAGAUUCCAGGGUAGCUGAACUAACAGGUUAUGAGCCCCAGGACUUGAUAGAGAAGACCCUUUACCACCACGUCCACGGCUGUGACACCUUCCACCUGCGUUGCGCACAUCACUUGUUGCUGGUGAAAGGGCAAGUGACCACCAAGUACUACCGCUUCCUAGCCAAGCACGGCGGCUGGGUGUGGGUGCAGAGCUACGCCACCAUCGUGCACAACAGCCGCUCCUCCCGCCCGCACUGCAUCGUCAGCGUCAACUACGUCCUCACGGAUACUGAAUAUAAAGGACUACAGCUCUCCCUGGAUCAGGUCACUGCUACCAAGCCGGCAUUCUCAUAUGCAAAUUCAACUCCAACCAUAACGGAUAACAGGAAGGGAAGCAAAUCUCGCCUCUCGAGCACAAAGUCAAAAUCAAGGACAUCACCAUAUCCACAGUAUUCUGGAUUUCACACUGAGAGAUCUGAGUCUGACCACGAGAGCCAGUGGGGUGGGAGCCCUCUGACCGAUACGGCUUCUCCCCAGCUCCUGGAGCCUGCAGACAGACCAAGCUCCCAGCACCACGAUGUCUCCUGUGCCUACAGACAGUACUCAGACCGCAGUGCGCUCUGCUACGGCUUUGCACUAGAGCACUCCAGGCUGACUGAUGACAGGCACUUCCACACUCAGGCCUGUGAAGGAGGCAGAUGUGAAGCUGGACGGUAUUUCCUUGGCACACCGCAGCCGGGAAGGGAGAGCUGGUGGGGUUCUCGUUCAGCAUUGCCUCUGACUAAGUCGUCCCCUGAGAGCAGAGAAGUGUAUGAAAACAGUAUGCCCCACAUAACAUCAGUGCACAGGAUUCAUGGAAGAGGACACUGGGAUGAGGACAGUGUUGUUAGCUCACCUGAUCCUGGCUCUGCCAGUGAAUCAGGUGACCGAUACCGGACUGAGCAAUAUCAGAGCAGUCCACAUGAGCCCAGCAAAAUCGAAACACUAAUAAGAGCCACACAGCAAAUGAUUAAAGAAGAAGAAAACAGACUACAGCUGCGGAAAACCACUCCCGACCCGCUGGUCUCCAUUAAUGGCACAGGGAAGAAGCAUGCUAUCUGUUUUGCAAACUACCCUCAGCAGCAGUUGGCAGGGGAUGUCUGCCGUGUCCCGACGGUUGCCAACACUCCUCCCUGUGAACACAUCCAGCAGCGAGAUGGAAAGAUUAUGAGCCCACAUGAAAAUGACUAUGACAACAGCCCCACAACACUAUCUAGAAUAAGCAGCCCCAGUUCUGACCGAAUAUCAAAACCUAGUUUGGUACUUGCUAAAGACUACCUGCAUUCAGACAUGUCCCCUCAUCAAACCCAAGGAGACCACCCAGCAGCCUCUCCAAAUUACUACAGCUCCCACAGGCAGUACUUCGAUAAGCAUGCUUACACACUAACUGGAUAUGCCCUGGAGCAUCUAUAUGACACUGAAACAAUUAGAAACUAUUCACUAGGCUGUAAUGGAUCACACUUUGAUGUGACUUCUCACUUAAGGAUGCAGCAAGAUCCAGCACAAGGACACAAGGGAACAUCUGUUAUAAUAACGAAUGGAAGCUGACAGGUUUUUUUCUGAAAACUGUUGGGCUUUAAAAAAUAACCUUUGAGAUCUAAUUGGAAGAUACAUAUUUUCAUGCCCUUGUCCUUACCAGCAUUUCAUAUACCACAGUGCACUAGAAAAAAGUACCUAAGGUUUGGGGGAUAAGUUAGUUAACACACAUUGCUUUAAAAAACAUGCACUGACAUGCAGGGUUAGAGUGAAUGGAACUAAACUCAAAGUUGGUGCCAUGCAGGCUGAAAAGGAUAGAAGAGGUCUAGGCUGGGAGUGUUUGGGGCAGGCUAACAGAGCAGUUUAUGCACAUUUUGUAAGAGGUGGUUGAUUGGAAAUGCUGCCAAGGGUGGACCUUCUGAACUGCAUGGGUCCCAGACAACAAAACUGCUAUGCACUCUUUUAACACAGAAAAUUGGAAUGUAUUCCAUUGAAAUACACACCAAAAUGUGUACUUUUGGUGAUCUGUUUAUUCCCCAAUGGCCAAGCAUGUUAUGCUGCUCCAUGAUAUAAAGCAUCCAUGGCUGACGAAGGGAAGAAAGAAGAGAGAGCUCGAAUUGUUAGGUCCUUGUGUACUCACAUGCAUAACUAUUUACAUAUGGUUGAUUUGAAAAGAGUCAAAUGAGCAGUAUCCUUCUGACUAGUUUGGUCAAAUAUUUACUUCUACUGUAUUAAAAAGAGAGGGGCAUUCUCAAUGUAGUUUUGAGAAACACGAAGGUGUUGGUCGUCUUGCUGUAGAGAGGGGAGGUUGUUCUCAUAUUUUUGAAAGGUUGCCCUAGAUGAGUAGUGGAGUGAAAUGGAAGAAAAUUGCCUGGAGAAACAGGGAGAAUAGACUGGCUUUAGGAAUGGUCCAAGAUAAACACAGUUAACUCUAUAGCUGUGUAUGCCACUUAGUAAUAAUUAUAAAAUAAGCAAAAGUUAUUGUAAAUGGCUGAAUAAUUAAGAACUAAUUUGAAACACAGAGGGAACUCAAUAAAAUCAUAGAAAUUUUGCUGUAAAAUACAAAUGCAAUUGUGCCAGUGUAAAAAUAUGAGAGGAGAGAAUAGGUAAAACCCGUUUGGUGGUUUGUCUAACUUCUGAUAAAGUUUUGGAGUAGGUAGAAAAUUGUAACUACUCUGACAUAAAGUAAUAGGUGUGAUUUCAAAAAAGAAAUAUGAAUUCUUUUCUUGCUUGCAGCAGAAAUUUUAAUGGGUAUCUGAAAAUAUUAGAGAUAUCAAAAUCAGUCAUAUGUACAUAAAAAAGUACAGAAGGAAAUCAGUGUUCCAAACAAUUAAAUUGUAUUAAAAAUGUUAGUAUUAUCAGGGCCUGUCCUAGAGUUGUAGAAGACAUCAAAAGAGGCAGAGAAACUUUUUUAAUUUUUAAUAACUUCAUGAACAAAAAGACAUUGAUUGGAAAAGAAUAAAUACAAAACAUAUGCUCAAAAUGUAAAAUAGGGCAUUUUUAGGCACAGUUGCUAGACCUGUUCUUCUUUGUAUUGCAUUUAUAUGGUCCCAAAGUUGACUGCAAUGGGAGCAGGACCACUGGUCCCUCUUAUGCCAAUGUGGAGAUAAGGGGACUUGAGGUGGUUACUGAGAUUAGCACUAGGACUAUUUUCAUUUGUAACAUUAAGAAGCUCAACAUAUGGGACUGAGUCAUCAAUAGGACUAAAUAUAAACCAGCAUGCUAUGGGUGGGUUAAAAAUAUCUUUUUCCAAAUAAAACUAAUCAGAAGCAAAAGCUAAAUAAUAACAUUAUAAACCACGUAAGUAGAGAUGUACUUGAAAGCAGAGGAAAUUACCUCUCUGAACUUGGAAUAUUGUGUAUAGUCCUGAUCACUCCAAGGCAGAUUGUGAAUCUUGAAUUGAGUAGUACCUUACUCCAUAAGCAACCUUUGUUGACUGCAGUGUGAUUGCUCCUGGUGAAAGGCACAUUGAACACAAGGAAGAGCAACACAGUCUGGUCUUUAUUAUCUAAACCUCAUAAUAGAAGAGGUGGAGCAGAGCUCAACAAAAGAUAAAGAGACUGAAAGAUCUAAUAAAACCUUUAAAUAAACUGGGUCUGUCAUCUUUGUAAGGGAAAAGAGGAAGGGGUAAUGUCGCUGAUGUGCACCAAGCUCUGCACAGAGGAGAGGUAAAUAAUGGUCUGAAACUAUCUAAACUACCAGCAGAAAUGAGAGACAGGGCAUUGAAUGAUAGCCAAGGCAAAAUGAGAACAAAAUUAUUUGACUCAUUGCUAAAUGAAUAACAAAGGUCAUAAAAAGCAGCAGCUAGAGAUUUUUGUUUGUUUAUUUGUUUAAGAUAAAAACAAGGCAAAUAAUUGAAAAACAUUGACAACUGUUAACUCAGAGGAAGUAAUGGACCAAAAUGGACUUCUUUCAGCCCAACAACUGUAUAUAUUCCUAAAGCAUAGGAAUAAGAAAGUAUUUUUGAUAAAUCUAAUUCUGGAUAUAUAUUAUUCCUAUGAAUAAUAUGAAUAAACUUGUAUUUGGAGUCUCAUUUAACAGUAUUAAAAUACAAUUUGCAAAGUGAAUUAGAGUAGAGGUACAUGGUAUCAUAUUAUCCCUACUAGUACAUAUAAAAAUAAGUCUAAGUGUCAAUAUUAUUUUGUAUUACAGAAGAGUUUCCUAAACUGUUUGAAUGAAUGGGAUUUUCUCAGCACCCAAGUUUCUUGGGAUCUCCAAGCACUCUUGUUAUCAAGCUUUUAAUUAGAAGGCAAUAGAGUUCUGCAGACCAGCUGCAGUUCCCUGGCUAAUGUCAGGAAACCUCAGUUUGGUCACUGCUGUAUUUGCAUUCUGACAGGCACCUUUGAAAAAUAGAAGACUUAUAAACAAACAGGCACAGUGUAAGAUGCUUGUAUUCUGUAUGAUUUCGCCUAGGAAAAAAACCCCAGUGUGCUAUGCAAUAAAAAUUCCCCAAUCUUAUUCACAGUGAUCUCAAAAUAAGACUUCCCAAACUGUAGUUAUCUUAUUUUCAAUAAUUCCAUUCCACUACAAAUGCAACAAAAUGCACUGUAAUGAAUGGAAUAAAUCAGUCAAGAUGUCUCCACAUGCAGCCUCCUUGUGCUACAAGCGAAGGCUGAUGCUUGUACCCCUCAUGGGAUUCCAGCGACUGGCGCUCCUUAGCACUUCAAUACAGUAUGCCAGAGAUGGAUGCCUUUUGUCAACUUAUUUGCCAUCCUGCUUCUUUAGAUAGCCAGGAAUUUCUUCUUAAUUGACAGAAAGCAUGGCAUGUUGUAAACACAGACUCCGCAUGCUACAUGAAAGCAAGUCUGCAAUCUUAAUUAUAGCAUAUAAUAUCACUGCAGCUCAUAUUACGUAUAAUUUUCAAUAUGAUAUAAAGCUUAUUUUUUCCAUUACAUAUUUAUUUAAUACAAAUUUUCAUUUAGUAUCCUUCAAGGAUAUCUUCCUCUCUUCUUAUGUUUCUUUCUUUUCUAAAUCAGAUGAAAAGAGACAUUUUACAAAAUUGAAAAAUGCAAGGCAUUUGAACCAAAUGAGUUUCAAAUAUACCACAUCAGCUAAAGCUUAUCACUUUAAAUAAGGUAUGUAUGUUGUGUUUUGGAACAGAAACAAUAUAAAUUGCUGUAUUGCGUAAUUUCUCUAACAUAAUACUGGUUUGCUAUUAACACCAAAUUACUAUUUUGUAACUACUGCAAAUACAGAGUGACCACCGGUCUUUGAAACCAUUUCUUAUUGGUAUCAGUGGAUGGUGCAUUAUGUUUUUUGUGCAUUACAGUUUUAGUAUAUCUCUUUUGUUUAAAGAAUUAAAAACCUCUUUAGUCUUUGAUACAGAAUCUCACCCCAGGGGCAUAAAGUUUGUGAUUUUGGACAAAUUUGCAAAUCAACUCUUAAAUUAGAAGAAGAACCUUACUCAGCAAUUUGUCCCAUUGACUCAAAUGGGAAUAUUUGUGGAGUAAGGUACUACUUAAUAUGUGUGAGGAAAAAAAAUCUGACAUGUGAUAAUAGGUUUGGGGGUUGUUUUAUAAUUUUUUUUCCUUAAAUCCCAAGAUGUGAGUAUGGAAACUGGAGGAUAAUAGCUGUAAUGGCUGCGUUUCUAUAGCAGAAGUAUUUAAGCAUGUUUUGAAAAAUGAAUAUGUCUCUGCACUGAAGAGCCCCAAAAAUGUUUCUUAAGCUUUAAGCUUUUAAUUGGCUUUUGUCGAUGUGUCCACAAUACUGCCACGGGUUGCACAGUGAAAUUCUGCUUUUUUUAAACUCUUUUAAUCACUGUUAUCUGAAUCUCAUUUUUGCCUCUGCACAUGCAGCAUUUAUUCAUUAAUGUCCUUAAGUAUGUUAACCACCAUAUGUUCAUUUGUGUGAGCAUGCUGAGUGAGUUGGAAAAAAUAAAAGGUCGCAUAGUAUUUCUGGAAAAGGCACAGCCACCCCAAAAAAUCAGACUGGCUGUUCCAAAGGUCAGAUAACCUUUCAGUCACGGAACAAAGCUGUGGCGUACGCAUUGGUUUCAGACCUUCUGCAUACAAAGCUGUGUAUAAUGGGGAUUAUACCACACAGUUCCAGGAUUAGACUUAGCUAUGUCUGUUUUAAGGUGGCUAUAGUGAAUGUCUUGCAGCAAAAGGAUUCAGGCUCUGGUCUUUCCAAGCUGUUUGCUUAAAACACCUAAGAGUCUAAAGGCAAUACAGGCUUUGUUAUUAGGAACAAUGGUGGAUCAACAUGCUUUCCUGUAGGUAUACUGACUUAACUCCAGACAUCUCUGCAGUGUGGAGAAGAGCCUGUUUUAUUUUAUUUGCAGUUAGUAUUGAUGGUUAAAUAUUUUGGCUGUGUAAAAAAAACCAAACAACAAAAAACAACCCCAAACCCAACAACAGAAAAAUCAAAUCAAAAAACCUCACAGAUUUCUGUAACCCUUCAGUUUGGUGUUAUUAAAGCUUGCUAGAGGUGUAGCUGAGGAUUUAGGGGUUAUUUUGAAGAUCAAAAAAGUAAAUAGUCUUCUGUUCAGAACAGUGAGAGCACUAAUGUGAUUCUCUUUCACAUUUUCUUGGAGCAUUUAUUAAUGAAAAAAAUGGAAUGAGGUUAAACAUCACUGUGGCAUUUAGCUUAUGUAUAUAAGAGUUCUGUAGAUAAAUCUGGCUCUAAGUUGGUAGGAAUACAUCCCUUUUUGAAAAGAGUUAAUUUAUGACUCCAUCUAUGAAGCUGUAUUUGAAAGGACAGAUCAAAUACAGGAAGAAAAAAAGCUUUUUGUCUGGUUGUAUUCACUAUUUACCUCCCAUCUCACACAAAGUUCUCAAGCUUUCCUAUUGUUCUAGGAUUCCAAAUACCAUUUUAAACAUUUUUAUUUAUUGCAAUUUGGACUGCAUUUUUUUUUUCUUUUCAGCUACUGAUACAGUGGGAAGUUUUGAAAUGCAAGAAAUAAUCUUUUUCACACAAUAUAAAACAUUAGCACCUUUACAUUGUAAGGAAAUAAAGUCUAUUAGGAAAAGUACUUUUAGGGCACUGCAACUUUUUCCCAAGGUAAAUAUUUCAGUGCAUGAAAUAUACUAAUCUGACAAAAAAAGCACUUGAGACAUGAUGAAGCAUUUCGUGUUUGCUUUAAACCAAUGGUUACGUUUAUGGAAAAAAAGACAGAGAUUGCCAGUGUUUCAAAUACCAUGCCUUGCAAUGUAAAGGGUCUGGUGACAUUGUAGCAUAACAUCUGUAGUUUUCCUUUGGAAUGUAAUGUAGAAAACACAAUUUAGCUUUGUCAACAUUAUCUUGCAAAGUGUUCCCAUUUAUAAUUAUUUAUAUUGUAAAUAGCUUUCUGAAGUAAAUUUGAACUUAAUGUGCAUAAGAUGUAUUUAUUAUGUGAAGAUUUUUUUUUUUUUGGUUUAAAAUAU
Molecule: messenger RNA, 8937 nt
Organism: Lepidothrix coronata (blue-crowned manakin)
Lineage: Eukaryota; Metazoa; Chordata; Aves; Passeriformes; Pipridae
Gene: SIM1
Product: single-minded family bHLH transcription factor 1
Exons: 12
Coding region: 848-3148 (766 amino acids)
Biological process (GO): regulation of transcription by RNA polymerase II
Molecular function (GO): protein dimerization activity; DNA-binding transcription factor activity, RNA polymerase II-specific; RNA polymerase II transcription regulatory region sequence-specific DNA binding
Source: RefSeq, a predicted model, not a curated record